CCUAGUUAUUAAUUAAUAUUCCGGCUUAGGAGGAGAAUAAAAAACGCACGCCACGUAAGUCACCCGCUCUCAACGCAUUUCCGUCUUCUCCUCCGACGAGUUGCCCCAAUCCGCCCAGACCUCCAACAUCGCAACGGAGCCCACCCUGCCUGCCUCGCCGCGAUCCCUCCGCGCUGCUCGAGGCUCCUGUCCUGAACCAAUCGAGAACGCCGACUUCCGGGGACGGGAUCAUCUAAAGCCGCCUCCUUCCCGUUGAAUCCGCCGAGAUUCGGCGUGAGGCGAGGUUACCGACUUCCCUUGCGCGUAGGGCCGGCAGGAGCGCCCGCUGGCCAUGGCGUGCCGGGGCUUCUUUGAGUGCGUCCUCAAGCUCCUCAACCUCGUCGUCAUGGCGGUUGGGCUGGCCAUGGUGGGCUACGGCGCCUUCCUGCUCGUGACCUGGCUUCAGGUCGCGCCGCUCCCGCCGCCUUCGUCGUCGCCGGACGCCGUGCCACCCAGCGGGGAGCUCGUGCGGCUCGGGAGGCCGCUGCUGCUUUUUGUUGAUGCAUCCCUGUCGGAUGGGACCGCGGAGAGGCUCUCCAGUGCCUGGUUUAUUUUUGCGUUUAUUGGUGUCGGUGCUAUACUCUUUGUCACAUCGAUCUUUGGUUGUGCUGGAGCUAGAAAUGGAUGCUGCUUAUCUAUUUACUCAUUCCUCAUUAUUUUGUUCAUACUGGUCGAGCUUGCUGCAGGAGGCUUCAUUUUCUUCAACCAUAGCUGGAAAGAGGUUAUUCCAGUUGACAAAACUGGAAACUUUGACAUGAUGUACAGUUUUUUGAAAGAGAAUUGGAGAAUUGCAAAGUGGGUUGCACUUGGAGCUGUUGUAUUUGAGGCAUUGUUGUUCACUGUAGCUAUCAUAGUACAGUCAGGCAACCAAACCGACUAUGACAGCGACGAUGAGUACAUCGGCGCAAGGUCCGGAAUACGGCAGCCAUUGGUGAACCAGCAAGCUGCUGCUGCUGCUGCUGAUCCUAGGGUGCCCAAUCUCGACUACCGCCCAAUCCGGAACGACGCAUGGAGCCAACGGAUGAGAGAGAAGUACGGGGUGGAUAGCUUCGAUCCGAACAGGUUUCAGCCGGCCACCAUAUCUCCUGGAGAACAAAGAAACCGAUGCACGAUUCUCUGAGGCAAGUUCUACAUAUAUCCAACCGCGCAAUUAACACCGAGUUGCAGAGAGUAUGCGCCUGGAUUAUUCGGUGUUGCCUGGCUGUGUGGCAUCCGGAGGGCUUCACAUUCUCGUCUGUAUUUUUUUUUUUGGUUUACAUAGUCCAAACUCAGCACACCAGUGCUGUUUUUGUAAUAAGUAUUGAACCAAGUUCGUGUUCUAGAUAACGUUCCAAUGUGCAUAAAAACUUUCCCUGUUACCAGACAUGUCUGUUACGGAAAGCUUUUACAUCGUCAGAGAUGUCCAUGCGGGCAUAUGAAGC
Molecule: messenger RNA, 1460 nt
Organism: Zea mays
Lineage: Eukaryota; Viridiplantae; Streptophyta; Magnoliopsida; Poales; Poaceae
Exons: 6
Coding region: 332-1159 (275 amino acids)
Cellular component (GO): membrane
Source: RefSeq, marked validated